Amblyraja radiata (thorny skate) is the source of this 7092-nucleotide messenger RNA. RefSeq names its product pleckstrin homology-like domain, family B, member 2b (gene phldb2b). Gene Ontology annotation, biological process: regulation of microtubule cytoskeleton organization. NCBI's taxonomy places the organism in Eukaryota, Metazoa, Chordata, Chondrichthyes, Rajiformes, Rajidae. Gene Ontology annotation, cellular component: basal cortex. Gene Ontology annotation, molecular function: protein binding. The transcript is spliced from 24 exons. Bases 92 to 4249 code for a protein of 1385 amino acids. The record is from RefSeq and is a predicted model, not a curated record.
GGCAGCAGCCUUAAGGCCAGAUGUCCGCAGCUGGAAGUCCCUGCAUUUCACAGUCAGACUAUGUACGGGUUGUGGUGUAGCAGCGGGACUCAUGAAUUUACAAACACGGCAUUUAUUACGAAAGGAAAUGGGAAACUCUGAAGUUGAGAAAGUAUUGGAGGAAAAGGAGGAGCCAAGGAAUGACCAGGAGUUACUGAAAAGGACCUCGCUGGACAUCAUCGACAUCGGAAAGGGUUUGAAGAUGCAGUCGGAGCGACCCCACCUGGUGAGCCUGGGCCGUGGCCGAUUGAGCAUUGCCAUCACUCUGCUCCCGAUCAAUGAAGGCAAGACGAGGAUUGGUACCGAAGAUGCUGCCGUCCCGCAGGACAUUAUAAUACAAGGGGCGGACGUGGCAGCGGAGCACUGUUACAUUGAAAACCUGAAGGGGGUGAUCAUGCUGCACCCCUGUGGCAACUGCUGCACCAUGGACGGGUUUCUGGUGAAAGAGCCCACACAUCUGACCCAAGGUUGCAUUCUGUGCCUGGGCCAGUCGAACUACUUUCGCUUCAACCAUCCCGUGGAAGCCAAGCGGAUCAAGAACAUGAAGCCUGACGGUGAGGCGGUCUCCGCACCUGGUUAUGUCCCAGGUCAUCCACACCAGGGACACCUCCCGCCUCUCGGGCCGGGAGCAGGCCGUGGACACUCGGAUCAUGACGCCUUCACCGCUGUGGCCUGGAGCACGAAGACUGCCCGGCGUGGGUUCCGCGGUGUGGAGGGGGCGACCCUGCCCUCCGGAUGUCCCUCGCCCCCGCUCACCCUUCCCCACUUGCCCCUGGCCGGCGGCUCCCAGCGGCCCCUCCUCGCUGGCUCACCCGGCCUGCUGACCCCACCGAGCAGCCCCCCCUCGCCUGCCCCCUCCCCCACUGACGGCCGCUGGGGGAGGAGGCCGGAGCAAUGGGCCGGGCAGAGGAGAGAGGCGCUGGCCUAUGGGAGCCCCUUCACGGAGGCUCCUCCCCGGCCUGGCACCUGGGAGGACGGCCUGUCGUCGGGGAGAGGCAGUCUGGGUGCUCGGGCCUUGGGCGGCCGCGGGCGGGAGUCGGCCAGCAUGCCCUCCAGCCCCAGGAUGGCCCGCAGGCUACACCCCCUGCCCAGCCCCACCGAGUACUGGUACCCAGGGCAGGACAGGGCCGUCCUCAAUGGGGCCCUCGGAGUGGGGCCCACAGCCAGGCCCUCCGCCGGGCUUAGCCUCCGACAGGCAGCGCUCCACAGCCGCUCCAUGCCCCGGCUAGCCGAGGCCCAGCUGAUGCCCUUCACAGGAAACUCGGAGGUGCCCGGCAUCCCGAGUCCCAGGUACUUCCCACUGCCCGUGAAGGAAUUCCACUGCCCCCGGCCCAGCCCGGCGCUCCGGGCUCAUCUCGGCUCGGAGCCCGAGGAUCCCGGCGAGUUCCCGGGCUUCAGGAGCCCCUGGCAAGUGGCCCCCGCCUCACAUGGGAGGGAGGGCCGGAGCGCCGUUCACAACGGCCUGGGGGUGGAGCAGCCAGCCUGGAGCAGGAGUGUCCCCAGCAGCCCACUGCACUUCCAAGGUCGCCCCUCCAUAUCACCCGCCUUCCGAGCCCGCACCAACAGCGUCAGCUCACUGGGCGGCAACGAGGAGGAGCUGGCAGAUUAUCACCAGCGGCAGAAGGACGAGAGGCUGCGGGAGCAGGAGAUGGAGCGACUGGAACGGCAGCGCCUGGAGACGAUCCUGAACCUGUGUUCAGAAUACAACAAGGCAGGCGGUGGCACAGCCGGGGUGGCCGUCAGCAGCAUUGAGAAGAUCGGGGAAGAGCUACACAAACUCUCGCUGUCCCACAGCAGAGGAUGCUCGCCACACCUGGAGGCCAGCAGCCACAGUGGCAGCGAAAGUGAGCCACGGGCGAACACGAGAGCCUUGCCCUGCACCUCCCCCAUGUUUGACUUCACUCCGUCCGGGAGAAGGUCCAGGAGGAAUUCCGGUCCCCUGGAGCCAGGUGGAGGUGUGGAAUUAAACCGCUUGGGGAGAUCUCUGCAGCAGUUGUCUCCCAGCGUGGCAGAGACUUCCCCGAAGUAUGCCGAUGUAUUCACCUCAUCCUACUCUCCCAAGCUGCCUCACUGGCAGAACGAUCCUGCAGAAAGACUGAGUCCAUUCAGUGAUGUUCGGGAAAGAGUGGCCAGGGAGGCCAGCAAUGUGGAGGAGAAAAUACUGGCUCAAAGGAACCUUAAAGAAAAGAUCGCCCAGCUGGAUGAAGAAUGCAUGGCCAUCCUAAACAAUGCGGAGGAGAUUAACCUGAAAAUCAAGGAGCUGGACAAUCAGAUGGAAGAAUCUUCACAAGAGAUGGAGAUGGAACGAGCUUUGUUGGAAGGGGAGCGUGACUCUGAGAUGUCACAUGUCCAUUAUGAGAAGGAUGUGCUGGAACAAUUACACAAAAAGAUAACUGACCUGGAGACCAGUGUUUCAUCCGAAAAGGCAAAGGAAAAAGCACAUUUGAAAACUCAGAAAGAAAAAGUAGAGAGGCUGCGAGAGACUUACUCUGAGUUGAAGAGCAAGCUUGAUAACUGCCCCGAGUCCAUGAGAGAAUGCUUGCAGCAGCAGUUGGAGAGGGCUGGCGAACAGCUGGAUGCCGAAGUGAAGCGUUACGACGACCUGGAAUUUCAGCAGCUGGAGCAGGAGAGCAGGCUUGAGGAGGAAAAGGAGACCAUGAGCAAGCAGCUGCUGGGCGAGGUGGCAGAGUACCAGCAGAGCAUUGCCACCCGGGAGAAAAAGAUUUCAUUGUUGAGGAAUCAGGCCAAUCAGAUUGUCCAACAAGCUCAGCUGGAGCAUCAACACUUCACAAAGGAGAAGAACAACCUGCUGACAAUGCUGCAGAGUGAGAAAGAGAACCUGAUGAGUUUGGAGAAGGUCUACUGUGACAGCACUGGUGGAAGAGGCAUCCCUGUCAACCCAAACGUACUGAGAGAGGACUAUGUGACUGUGAGCCAGAUCAAUGAGUUGUACAGCACCUCCAGCACCAGCCAGCCCACUGGGCCAGUCGCUGAGGAGUCCGCACACCUGUACACAGUGGAGGCUGACUGUCCCCAGAACUUCCGCGCCCUGGAGGAGAGGAAGAAGCAGCAGCAGAAAGAGGGUUUUUACCAGAGUGACACAGUACCAAGAAAAAAAGCCAGCUCAGGUACCACCUCCAGGUUCACCAGUGCAACCAUGGGCCGCAGUUCCACUCCUAAGGGUCACUUAACUCUGGUGCAGAGUAACAGCUGUAGCAAUAUUCCACCUCACAAUACCACCGCAAGUGUGAAGGAGCUGGACAUGAGGAGGCUUCACAGGCACAAAGGGAAAUCAAAAAAAGGAUCGGCAUCACAUUCCAAGGGGAAUCACAGAAAAGGACCCCAGCAUCACCGUGCCAGUGAGGAACAGAGGGUGAAAGCCCAGGAUCAGAGCAGCACGGGGAUGGAUCGCUCCCUUUGUACUGACAACGGCUACAAAGACAGUGCCUUUGAUGCCCUCAGCUUGGACAGCUCCGACAGUGUGGACACCAACCUAUCUGCUUGUUCCCCCGACAACAUUUCUAGCGCCAGUACGUUCAACAUCGCCAAACUGGAAGAGAUGGAGCGUUUGCUGAAGGAGGCGCAGGCUGAGAAGGCGUGGCUGAUCGAAAGCAGAGAGCGAGAGAUGGAGGUGAAGAAGCAGGCGUUGGAAGAGGAGCGAGGCCGAAGGGAGCAGCUGGAGAAGAGGCUGCAGGAAGAGACUCAGCACCGGCAGCAGCUGAUCGACAAGGAAGUUAAAAUACGAGAAAAGCAGCGAUGGCAGGCCAGGCCGCUGACUCGUUACCUCCCGGUCAGGAAGGAGGACUUUGACCUGCGAACUCACAUCGAAGCUGCAGGUCACACAGUCGAGACGUGUUACCAUGUAUCCCUCACUGAGAAGACCUGCAGAGGAUUUUUGAUUAAGAUGGGGGGCAAAAUUAAAACCUGGAAGAAGCGCUGGUUCGUCUUUGAUCGAAAUAAACGGACGCUAUCGUAUUACGCAGAUAAACACGAAACCAAAUUGAAAGGGGUGAUCUAUUUCCAAGCCAUUGAGGAAGUGUACUACGACCACUUGAAGAGUGCACACAAGAGCCCCAAACCAUUGUUUACCUUCAGUGUGAAAACCCGGGACAGAAUCUUCUACAUGGUAGCACCUUCUCCUGAGACCAUGCGGAUCUGGAUGGACGUCAUAGUGACGGGAGCUGAAGGUUACACCCAGUUCCUGCUUUAGUGGAGGCCUCAUGUCUUUAUAAACCUUAUUUUGCAUGCCAAGUAUUUUGACAUAUUUAUGAAACAAGAUUCAGCUACAAACCACUGUUGAAGCUUUAUCCAUGUUAUCUCAAACAUUGUGACAAUCGUACACAGGUUAACAUAUUAUAAUCAUAAGUGUUUAAACCAGUUGGAGCAAGCUUUGCCUUUGGUCAUUUUGGUGAAGCUACUGCUGGGAGGGGGAAGGAAGCCUUCGACUGAGGUAUGUGCCCAGUGUAGAAAUGUGCGUGAGUGCAUGCAUACAUGAAGUGUGUGAAUGCACAAGAUGCAUGUGUCUCAGGCCACAAGUGACUGUCAUGUCUGAGUGUGCGGCUUUGUCUCUGUGCUGGCAGAAUACCCUGUGUGUGAAAUGGCUCUGAACUCGGGUCUACAUCCCCUUGUAUGUGUCUCCUCUGAGUCUGAUAUACGUGCCCAGAUCCGCAAGAGUCCUUGCGGGAGGAAUGAAUGCCUGCUUGUCCAACAUAUGUGACCAGUUGUACGAGAAGGCUUUAUGCCUGAUAAACAUGUAAUAGCAUGCACAGUGGUCUAUGCACAUGGUUUACUCAGAACACAUGUGCAGGUGUGGACUGUGGCUUUGUAUGUCAGACAGUCCCAGUGUAUGUGAGUGUGACUGUACCUAGUAUGUACACCCAGGUGUGUAAGUAUGACCAUGCCCACUAUAUACAGCCCCAGGCGUGUAAGUAUGACCAUGCCCACUAUAUACAGCCCCAGGUGUGUAAGUGUGACUGUGCCUAGAAUGUAUUCCCAGUGUGUAAGUACAGACUGUGUCCAAAAUGUACACUGAGGUGUGUGUGUGUGCAUGUGACUAUGCCCAGUAUAUACACCCUGAGCUCUGUGACUGACUGUGUCAAUAAUAUCCCCUCAUGUGUAUGAGUGCGAGAGUGCCCAAUAUAUAUCCUCGUGUGUGAGUGAGAGACAUGUCCAAUAUAUCCCCAGGUGUAUGAGUGUGGGCUUGGUCUACCCCCCAGGUGUGAAGCUGUGUCUCACUGUCUGUCACGGGCCCAGGGUGGUUUUCUUCCUCUCCCUGCCCCCUCAUGUGUGGGAAGUCUGCAACAAGCAACAGAGAAGGGAAACGUGUUUGAUUUUAAAAGGCAGCCUUGCGUAUUUUAAAACUUUGAUUUUCGGGACUCCACAUUACUAAACGUAUAGGUUUCAGUGGGCAGGCCAUUCAGAGAGCCCCGCCAUGGUGCCACACCUGGCCCAGACUGGCUCUCUGCCAGAGGGUUCACCACCCAGUGGGAAGUUCCCUAUUCUCCGCAGCAGCCCAGGAGCUGUGCAAUCAUGGCAUUGGUGACCUGCCCAUAAAGACCGCUCGUACUUCCUUUCAUCAUUUACAUUUUAAUUAUGUUUUUAUUUAAAAGGCCUAUUUUAAAUAAUAUUUGUAUUAUUAAAAAAUCCAGGUCAGGUGGCCGGGACAAUCUUGUAUCUGACUCUGGGACCUCGCGGUGGUGGACUGACGGGCGACCACUCUGGUUCUCAAGCUUUUAUAUGUUAACAUUGCAUCUUGCUAUAUGCUGGGUUUGCCAAAGGAAUGGCUACUUCAGUCUGAACAUUAACCUUUGUAAUGCAGCUAGACUGAUGGGACGUGGGCAAUGUUUAAGCGAAAGCAAGCUGCCAAGAUAUUGUACUUGUGUAGGAACAGGAGGGUGCCUUUCACUCCCUUGAAAUGCUCCACACUCCCUCAGAACAACAGAAAACAAAUGUAAACUGCUUGAAGCCAUAUAAAAUUUAUCAAACAACCUCAUUGUAUCUGCAGAUAUUUCUUAAUAUCUGAAGCCAAACAGACUUGUGCUAGAUUCCAAAGAUUUAAAAAAUGUCAGUGGGUUUGGUGUAAUUUCUGAUUAAUGUUUGUUGCCAAAACCAAUGCUUCAUUUAGGAAUCACUGCUGUGUCCGUUGUGACGUGGCUUGCAGCUACUCGAGGGAAGAGCAACCCACAGUAUCCCUUUGAGACCCAACCCUCAUCAGGGUCAUGAGAUCUACAUGUCAAGCUCUGUAACUGGCCUCUCACCUUCACUUCCUCACCAACUCUCGCCACCAGCAUUCUCCUUGGUGCCUCCGCAGAUUUCUGCUUUUUCCUCUGUGAAUCCUGCAGCCUCGAUUUUAAGCUUUGAAAGGGGAGCAAACUUCCAAAAGUUUUCUAAAGCAAGGAUGUCCCAAUUUCACCUUUAUUAUAUGGCUUUCUAUUAACAAGUCACCAUUUAGCACACUGAAUAUAGCUAAAGUCCAUCUUGUGGGUAAUUGGUUCCAACUUCCAUCUUCCCUUCAGGCAUUGUUCAUUUCUUGUGAAGCAGGCAGCAGUAAAAAGUUUUGGUCUCACUUCAUUCAUUCUCCUACCCCCUUCAAUGUUCAUUAUAUGGAAAUCUCUUUGUGUUGUCUCUUUCCGCCCUUUACUGCCCUUCUAUAGAAACACUGUGGAGAGAGGCCAGCAAAGAUCUCAGAGCUUGACAAAUUCAGGGUAUUUAAAUAGUGGUCAGCCGUUAAGGUGGGAACUCUCACCUACUACAUAUUUUGACCAAUAAUUGUGUAAUGGGCAAAUGUUUGUGAUUAGGUUGCCAUAUGUGUCAGAGGGUAUAUUUUAUCAAAAGGUUUUAACUAAUUAUAUCGUGAAUAAUGACCAGAUUAGUCAUUUUAUAAGGUGCCGUGUGUACAUGCAUCUAAGUCCAUUAUUUAUUCUCUAUUACUUUAUAAUAUAAGGAAUUUUAUAUGUUACAAAACCAUGGUUAAUUUCUUAUUUUAAAUGUCUUUGAUAUGGUUGCAUCUUAUAAAGCAUCUCUAAAUUUGAAUAAAAAACAAAUAUCCUUCUA